GUCGAGGAUCUGUGGCAGGCGUCGAAGAAAAAAAAACUUGCAGCGCGUGUCUUUCAUAUGCAGUGCCUAUGUGGGAGUACGUGGUACAAACUUCUGUGACAUGUUUCAUUCUUUUACAUGAGGAACAAUGUCCAGUGUUCUAGCAAGGAUUUUAUUUUAUCCCACACUCGCUUACAAUGUUGUCAUGGAAAAGAUCACCUCCAGGGAAUGGUUUAAUCGCGUGGAUCCGACUGUCAUUCUUGGUGCUCUCCCAUUCAGGUCAAUGACAGAAGAGUUGGUCCAAAAAGAGAAAGUAAGAGGAGUCAUAACCAUGAAUGAAGAAUAUGAAACAAAAUAUUUCUGCAAUUCACCUGAGGAGUGGCGAGCUGUUGGCGUUGAGCAGAUCAGACUCGACACAGUGGACCUGACAGGUGUUCCCAGCCUAGAGCACAUCCACAAGGGUGUGGACUUUGCCUUAAGACAUCGAGAGCAAGGCACUAGUGUCUAUAUUCACUGCAAGGCCGGCCGCUCACGCAGUGCAACUAUUGCAGCUGCAUACCUCAUCAGGCUACACUGUUGGAGUCCAGAGGAGGCCUGUAAGAUACUGGCCUCAGUCCGGCCUCAUGUGCUGAUCCGCUCAGCCCAGCUGGAGAUGCUGCAGGAGUACUAUAAGCAAGUGUGUGCUUCAGAGUCCAGCUAGAAGAUACACAAUGUGCAAAUGCUGCCAUUUAUGCUGAAUCUCAUAUACUGUACAUUGCUAAUAAGUUGUUUUUUUCCUUGUCAGAGUGCAUAUUUUUAUAUAUUCGUUUAAGAAUUUGUGUACUAUACAUAAAGUAGACUCUAAUAAUGUCCAUUAACAGUUACAUUGUGAAUAAAACAAUCUUGUAAUUUC
Ctenopharyngodon idella (grass carp) is the source of this 871-nucleotide messenger RNA. RefSeq names its product protein tyrosine phosphatase mitochondrial 1 (gene ptpmt1). Bases 128 to 679 code for a protein of 183 amino acids. Lineage: Eukaryota; Metazoa; Chordata; Actinopteri; Cypriniformes; Xenocyprididae. Gene Ontology annotation, biological process: protein dephosphorylation. Gene Ontology annotation, molecular function: phosphatidylinositol-4,5-bisphosphate 5-phosphatase activity; protein tyrosine/serine/threonine phosphatase activity; phosphatidylglycerophosphatase activity. The record is from RefSeq and is a predicted model, not a curated record. The transcript is spliced from 4 exons.